AUGGCCGCCCAAGACGACCCUCUGACCCAAACUCCUUUCUCCGAACCCGCCUGGCUCGCCGGCUUCCCAUCACCCCUUUACCGCGACACGCACAAACGUUUCCAAAUUUCCUGCAGAGCAUGGUUCGAAAAGCACUUCCUCCCUUACUGCAUGGACUGGGAGAACGAAGGGGACCUCCCCUCCGACCUCUUUGCCAAGUUCAACCAGGUGAACAUGCUCCUUCCCAACCUCUGCCCCCCUCUACCCGUCGACUGGCUCCAUAAGAGCGGGAUCAAAGAUAUCCUAGGCACGCCAGUGGAAGAGUGGGAUUACGUUCACACAGCGAUCUGGGUUGAUGAGAUUCAUCGUAGUGGAUUGGCGGGGCCCUCAUCAGGUCUGACGGCAGGCUUCGCGUAUGGCAUUCCACCGAUAAUUAAGUAUGGAAGCCGGGAGUUGCAGGAGAGGUUCUUGCCGGACUUGUUGACGGGCAGGAAGAGGACUUGUAUUGCGAUCACGGAGCCUACGGGUGGUAGUGAUGUGGCGAAUGUCGAGACGAGUGCGGUGAAGAGCAAAGAUGGGAAGCAUUACGUCGUGAAUGGGCAGAAGAAGUGGAUUACGAAUGCAAUUUGGGCUGACUACACCACGAUGACAGUGAGGACUGGUGGGAAAGGGCCUGGAGGUUUGAGUUUGUUGGUUGUCCCGUUGAAGGUGGAGGGUGUGGAGAUGAGGCGGCUGAAGUGUACCGGGUCCAAGACUGGUGGUACGACGUUCAUUGAAUUGGAAGAUGUGAAAGUGCCCGUGGAGAAUUUGAUUGAGCGCCUUAUGAUCGCGCUGGGGGCGACGAGGCAGUCGAGGGUAGCAUUGUCCACGGCAAUGGGCUAUGUCAUGAAGCGAGAGGCCUUUGGCAAGCCCCUGGCAGAGCAGCCUGUCGUACGACAUCGUCUGGCCAAGGCGGGAGCGCAGUUGGAGAUGUUGCAGGCUUGGCUGGACCAGUUCCUGUGGCAGAUGUUGCACUUGCCCAAGUCUCAAGCAGACAAGAGACUGGGUGGUCUGACCGCACUGGUCAAGGCCACUGCAGGAAUGGUGUUGAACGAAGGCAAUGGCUUCACCCAGACCGGUCAAGGUGAACUGGUAGAGAAGAUUUAUCGUGACGUCUUUGGUUCGAGGAUACCAGGAGGAUCAGAAGAUGUUAUGCUUGAUCUGGCAGUUCGACAGCUCAUCAAGAACUAUCAGCGGGCGACGAAAGAGCUGGAGAAGAGUGGUGGCAACAAGUCGAAGCUGUAG
This is a messenger RNA of Fulvia fulva, 1263 nucleotides long. RefSeq names its product Acyl-CoA dehydrogenase apdG. The transcript is spliced from 3 exons. The record is from RefSeq and is a predicted model, not a curated record. NCBI's taxonomy places the organism in Eukaryota, Fungi, Ascomycota, Dothideomycetes, Mycosphaerellales, Mycosphaerellaceae. Bases 1 to 1263 code for a protein of 420 amino acids. Gene Ontology annotation, molecular function: flavin adenine dinucleotide binding; oxidoreductase activity, acting on the CH-CH group of donors.